GGCAGCACAGGUUGCAAACAGCAGCGUCUUUUUCUGCAGAGGGUUUAUUGAAUCACACCGGUCUGUUUUAUUUCGUGUGCAAAAUAAUUUUAAAUAUUUUGUUGCAAAUUUAAACAAUAAAUAAAUAAGUAUUAAAAUGGCGGCUGCGUUAAACGGUGUGUUCCCGUCAACACUACAGGAAAAAGUACAGAAAUCGAAAAUAUUGGUGGUUGGCGCGGGUGGAAUCGGUUGCGAGAUACUAAAGAAUUUGGUGCUUUCCGGCUUCCCUGAUAUCGAAAUUAUCGAUUUGGAUACGAUUGACUUGAGUAAUCUAAAUCGUCAAUUCUUGUUCCAUCGUGAGCAUGUGGGCAAGUCUAAAGCACAGGUGGCACGCGAAAGCGCUUUGCAGUUUAAUCCGGAUGUGAAUAUUAAGGCAUAUCAUGAUAGCAUAAUGUCUACCGAUUACGGCGUGAGUUUCUUCAAGAAAUUUGACAUUGUACUAAAUGCGCUCGAUAAUCGUGCUGCACGUAAUCAUGUCAAUCGUAUGUGUUUACAUGCCGAAGUUCCAUUGAUUGAGAGUGGUACGGCUGGCUACAACGGACAAGUUGAACUGAUCAAAAAAGGACUAACACAAUGUUAUGAGUGCACACCAAAGGCGAAGCAGAAGACCUUUCCAGGUUGCACCAUACGCAACACACCAUCUGAACCCAUACAUUGCAUUGUGUGGGCAAAACAUCUCUUCAAUCAAUUAUUCGGUGAAAGUGUGGAAGAUGAGGAUAUAUCGCCAGAUAUGGCCGAUCCCGAAGCCAAUACAAAAGAUGAUGAAGAGAAGGGUGAAACAGUGGAUAAAGAAGUCGCCAAAACUAUACCAGAAACUGAAUCGGGCAAUGUUGCUCGCGUAAAUACUCGACAAUGGGCCAAAGACUCAAGCUACGAUGCUGCCACACUAUUUAAUAAAUUCUUCUUUGACGAUAUAAACUAUUUGCUAUCCAUGUCCAAUCUAUGGAAAGAACGUAAGGCACCCACACCUUUGAAAUGGGACAAUGUAUUGCUCAAACAGGAUAAUGGCGAGGAAGUAACUGCCGAAACCUUAAAGGAUAACACAAAACAUUAUCAUAAAGUGUGGUCACUAGCUGAAUGUGCCACAGUUUUUGGCGAUUGUUUGAAGAAACUGAGCGCAAGCUUUCUGAAGUUGGAUGACGGCGAGUCGCUGGUGUGGGAUAAAGACGAUCAGCCUGCAAUGGAUUUUGUGGCCACUUGUGCAAACAUACGUGCUUAUAUUUUCGAAAUAGGACGCAAGUCGCGUUUCGAGGUGAAAAGCAUGGCCGGCAAUAUUAUACCAGCUAUUGCCACAACCAAUGCUAUAACAUCGGGUGUUGUGGUUUUGCAGACAUUCAAGGUACUGCAGGGUCAACUCGAUAAAUGCAAGUCGGUGUAUAUGCGUUUGAGACAAAAUCCACGUCAACAGCUGUUGGUGCCGGAAAAGUUCCUUACCGCACCGAAUCCAAAUUGCAUUGUGUGUUCUUCGGAACCAGCCGUGCAUAUACGCAUAGACACCAAACGUAUGCGCAUUAAGGACUUCCGCGAUGAUGUGCUUAUUGGAACGCUAAAUAUGGUUAAUCCCGAUGUGGUGGAGCCUAAUAAGGGUAUUGUGGUUAUAUCGUCGGAAGAAGGUGAAACGGAGUGUAAUGAGGAGAAGCUCAUGUCCGAAAUGGGUAUAGUCGAUGGUGUGGUACUCAAAUGCGAUGAUUUCUUUCAAAACUACGAACUCGAUGUUAUUGUAAUACAUUUCGAUGCUGAACGUGAUGAGACGUUAUUUGAGGUGGCAUCCGAUAGCAAUCAAAUAAAGCAAAAGGAUAGCGCACCAGUUGUGAAGGAAAGUAAUGGCAGUCAAGCAGCGAAAUCAACAGAAGAGGAGGAUGCCGCUGAUGGUCCAUCUACAUCCAAGAAGAGUCGCGUGACCGAAGUUGUGGACGAUGAUGAUGAUUUGUGCUUGAUUGAGGAUGAUGAAGAGGGUAAUGCGGAGGAAAAGGUGGUAGCAGCGACGGACAAGUUGUCUGUUGCCAGUCCCGUUAAGGAAACACCGGUGGUACUUCAAGGUGGUAGCAAACGUAAACCCUCUGAACCAGUUGAUGACGAUGACAUUACCGAAAUUAAAGAUUCCGAUGACGAGGAAGAUGAUGGACCGUCGCAAUCUAAGCGGCUGCGCCCUGAUCCAAGCAAUGAAGUUAUAAAUAUUGAUUGAACAAUUUUCAAUAAACAUUCAUAUUCAAUUAAUGUCGAUUUUCAUGUUCAUCAAGAA
Molecule: messenger RNA, 2281 nt
Organism: Zeugodacus cucurbitae (melon fly)
Lineage: Eukaryota; Metazoa; Arthropoda; Insecta; Diptera; Tephritidae
Gene: Uba2
Product: SUMO-activating enzyme subunit 2
Exons: 4
Coding region: 137-2224 (695 amino acids)
Biological process (GO): protein sumoylation
Cellular component (GO): SUMO activating enzyme complex; cytoplasm
Molecular function (GO): SUMO activating enzyme activity
Source: RefSeq, a predicted model, not a curated record